AUGGAGGGACACAACAAACCAAAUCCAACCAACCGCUCGUGCUUCACCAAGCCCCCUUUCAACAAGAGACUAGCCAACCGCUCGUGCUUCACCAAGCCCCCUUUCAACAAGAGACUAGCCAACCGCUCGUGCUUCACCAAGCCCCCUUUCAACAAGAGACUAGCCAACCGCUCGUGCUUCACCAAGCCCCCUUUCAACAAGAGACUAGCCAACCGCUCGUGCUUCACCAAGCCCCCUUUCAACAAGAGACUAGCCAACCGCUCGUGCUUCACCAAGCCCCCUUUCAACAAGAGACUAGCCAACCGCUCGUGCUUCACCAAGCCCCCUUUCAACAAGAGACUAGCCAACCGCUCGUGCUUCACCAAGCCCCCUUUCAACAAGAGACUAGCCAACCGCUCGUGCUUCACCAAGCCCCCUUUCAACAAGAGACUAGCCAACCGCUCGUGCUUCACCAAGCCCCCUUUCAACAAGAGACUAGCCAACCGCUCGUGCUUCACCAAGCCCCCUUUCAACAAGAGACUAGCCAACCGCUCGUGCUUCACCAAGCCCCCUUUCAACAAGAGACUAGCCAACCGCUCGUGCUUCACCAAGCCCCCUUUCAACAAGAGACUAGCCAACCGCUCGUGCUUCACCAAGCCCCUUUCAACAAGAGACUAG
Messenger RNA from Salvelinus namaycush (lake trout), 657 nucleotides. RefSeq names its product repetitive proline-rich cell wall protein 2-like. The transcript is spliced from 2 exons. The coding region runs from base 1 to 657 and encodes 218 amino acids. NCBI's taxonomy places the organism in Eukaryota, Metazoa, Chordata, Actinopteri, Salmoniformes, Salmonidae. The record is from RefSeq and is a predicted model, not a curated record.